Capsicum annuum is the source of this 1398-nucleotide messenger RNA. Its product is annotated as receptor kinase-like protein Xa21. Lineage: Eukaryota; Viridiplantae; Streptophyta; Magnoliopsida; Solanales; Solanaceae. Bases 1 to 1398 code for a protein of 465 amino acids. The record is from RefSeq and is a predicted model, not a curated record. Gene Ontology annotation, biological process: protein phosphorylation. Gene Ontology annotation, molecular function: protein binding; protein kinase activity; ATP binding. The transcript is spliced from 2 exons.
AUGUUUUCACCAACACGAACCAGUAAUUACGGAAAAAAAGAAAUGAGCCCUUGCUAUGCGAUUUGGCCACCGGGUUUUACGAUUUUCUGGCGGGUUUUGCCGAAGCUGACUCAAAGGCUGAAAACCAGGUGCUGGGUGGCGAACAUGGGUUCGCCGAUCCUUGCUGAUGUGAUAUCCGACAAGAAACUCGCCGGAAUUGACAGAAAAUAUUGCAAAAUCAGAGGGCGAAUUCCAGCUGAAGUUGGGAACUUAAGCAGCUUAUUAGACCCUGAUCUUUCUGGAAAUAACUUAGUUGGAUUGAUUCCCAGAUCAAUUGGCAACUUGGAAUAUCUUCAGUGCUCUAACUUGAGUAACAACAAAUUUACAGGAUUUAUUAGAGAUAAUUUUUGUAAAUUGCAGCGUUUGGGUGCUAUUUACUUCAGUCAAAAUAAACUUUCAGGAUCUCUUCCGAAUUGUUUGGGGAGUGUUAUUUCCCUUAGAGAGAUACAUCUAGAUUCCAAUAAAUUGAGUUCCAAUAUACCAUCAAGCUUAUGGAAUCUUAAGGAUCUAAUGGUUCUUGACUUAUCGUCAAACAAUAUGGUUGGUUCAUUACCUCCAGAAAUUGGAAAUCUAAAGGUCGUGACACAGAUGGAUCUAUCAGUGAAUCAAUUCUUUGAUGGAAUUCCAAGAGAAAUUGGAGGAUUGCAAAAUCUGGCGCAUCUUUCUUUGAGUCACAACAAGUUGCAAGGAUCUAUACCGGACUCAAUGAGCAACAUGGUAGGUUUGGAAUUCCUAGACUUUUCUCAUAAUAACCUAUCAGGAACCAUUCCCAAGUCUUUGGAGAAACUUCAAAACCUGAAGUAUUUCAAUGUUUCUGCCAACAAAUUGUAUGGUAAGAUACUCACCGAGGGUCCUUUCAAGAACCUCUCAAUUCAGUUUUUCAUCUAUAAUGAAGCAUUGUGUGGUUCUUCAAGAUUUAGUGUCCCUCCAUGCCCUACUUCAUCAAAGCACAGAGCAAAUAAGAUAAAGGUGCUAGUUCUUUUACUUUCACUGGGAAUUGCACUUUUAUUUGUUCCUAUCACUUUUCUGUUUGUAUGGAUAAGGUAUAGAAGAGAUAAGAGAGCUCCUCCACAAGUUGAGUCAUUGUCUACAGUAACAAGAGAAAUAAUUUCAUACUAUGAAUUGAUCCAAGCAACUGAUGGGCUUAGCGAGAGUAAUCUGAUUGGUUUUGGAAGUUUUGGCUCUGUUUACAAAGGCGUUCUCAGAAGUGGAACUGCCAUUGCAGUUAAAGUGUUCAAUCUGCAACUGGAUGCAUCAUACAAGAGUUUUGAUACAGAAUGUGAAGUUUUGCGUAGCCUCUGCCAUAGGAAUCUUGUAAAAGUCAUUACUAGUUGUCCCAAUCUUGAUUUAAGGCUUUAG